AUGACUGUUGAAGAUGACAUACAGAUACCUCCAUCUUCCAGUAAUCAUCCACCUAAUAGAGAUUCAGGUCUUCCUCAAUCAAGUCCCUAUUAUGUGCAUCCGGCUGACAACCCUACCACUGUCAUAUUUACUCCUCUCCUCACAGAUGAUAACUAUUGCAUCUGGGAAAGAGGAAUCCGAAAAGCCCUAAGUGUCAAAGCCAAGCUGGGUUACAUUGAUAGAACCAUCACCAAACCCAGGGAUCCAACUGAUCUCCUCCAUUGGAAUCGUGCAGACUAUUUGGUUGGUAGCUGGGUUGAAAACUCAGUCGAUCCAAUUAUCAAAUCCAUUGUCAUGUAUUUCCCAUCUUCACGGGAACAAUGGUUACAGAUUAAGAACAAGUUCUCUCAUAAGAAUGCACCGAAACUGUUUGCACUGAAACAAUCGAUUUCAUCUCUGAAACAAGAAAAUCAAAAUGUUGCGAUGUACUUUACUCAACUCAAGACGCUGUGGGAUCAACUCGAUACAUUCAGACCUCUUCAGCCUUGUAUUCAAAGUAAAGAUAUUUGGGUCUUGGAUUUGAUUGAAAACUCUGUAGUGAAGAUGAAAAGAAUUGUAACAGAGCUAUACACUUCUUCAGAUUGUGAGGUUCUAGAGUUGAUAAAGAAUCAGUUGAGAAUCUUAGGAAGUGAGAACUAUAAACAUGGGGUUUUGUACAAUGCUCCCAACUCAGAAAGACCAAAUCAGAGGUCUUUCUUUAAUCCCGGCACUACAUCCAACGCUGGCAAUGGUACCAACAAGCGACCCAGACCUUUUUGCGACCACUGCAACAAACAUGGUCAUACUCGGAUUACCUGCUGGAAGCUCAAUGGCUACCCAAAAGAUCCACCGAGAUCCAGAGAUAUUCCAACUCCGGCAUAUGCUACUGCUGCUACUGUUCCCAAUACACAGACUGCUCCUGGUAUAACUGCAGCUCAAUAUGCCAGACUUAUGUGUUUACUGGAACCAAACAAUGGAGACACUGCUGUCACUCUAUUUGCCAAUUUUGCAGGUAUUACUCUGACUUGUUCUUCUAAUGUUUAG
Molecule: messenger RNA, 1062 nt
Organism: Papaver somniferum (opium poppy)
Lineage: Eukaryota; Viridiplantae; Streptophyta; Magnoliopsida; Ranunculales; Papaveraceae
Exons: 3
Coding region: 1-1062 (353 amino acids)
Source: RefSeq, a predicted model, not a curated record